This is a messenger RNA of Lycium barbarum (goji berry), 819 nucleotides long. RefSeq lists its product as uncharacterized. NCBI's taxonomy places the organism in Eukaryota, Viridiplantae, Streptophyta, Magnoliopsida, Solanales, Solanaceae. The record is from RefSeq and is a predicted model, not a curated record. Bases 1 to 819 code for a protein of 272 amino acids. The transcript has 4 exons.
AUGAAGAAGGAGUUUGAGGCAUUGAAGACAAAUCAUACAUGGGAUGUUGUUGAGUUGCCUUUUGGGAAGAAACCUAUAGGGUAUAAAUGGGUUUAUAAAAUCAAACAUAAGGUUGAUGUGUCUGUGGAAAGGCACAAGGCUAGGUUGGUAGUUAGGGGUUACACUCCAAUUCAAGGGAUUGAUUUUCAUGAAACUUUCUCCCUUGUUUUCAAAAUGUGUACUAUUAGAUAUCUCAUAACUUUUGCUGUUAAAAAUGGUUGGUCCCUUUUUCAGUUGGAUGUCAAUAAUGCCUUCCUCCAUGGCGACUUGGAUGAGGAGGUGUAUAUGAAGCUUCCACAGGGCCUUUCUGUUUCUUCUUUCUCCUCUACCCCUGUUUCUUUGUGUUUUGAUGUUUCCUCUGUGGUAUCUCCUUUAAAUUUGGCUAUUAAGCUUAAGGCAGACGUUGGUGAUCUCUUGCCUCGCCCUGAUUCUUAUCGCUAUCUCAUCAGGAAACUUAAUUUCCUUACACACACCAGGCCAGAUCUGUGUUUUACAGUCCAGCAUCUAAGUCAGUUCCUCCAGUCUCCCAGAGUUCCUCAUAUGGAUACAGCCUUGCAUGUCUUAAGUCUCCUCAGUUGGAAGUCUGAAAAGCAGCCCGUUGUUUCCUUGUCUUCUACUGAAGCCGAAUACCGGACUAUGAGUAAGCUUGUCGCUGAUUUAUCUUGGCUGCCAGCUGAUAUCUUUACCAAAUCCCUCACCGGUGCUCAACAUCAUAUUUUGCUUGGCAAGUUGGGCGUGUGUCCACCCUCUAACUUAAGCAAGGGUGUUGGAAUUACGUAG